Messenger RNA from Necator americanus (New World hookworm), 3057 nucleotides. RefSeq lists its product as uncharacterized. The record is from RefSeq and is a predicted model, not a curated record. The coding region runs from base 1 to 3057 and encodes 1018 amino acids. Gene Ontology annotation, molecular function: aminoacyl-tRNA deacylase activity; ATP binding; valine-tRNA ligase activity. NCBI's taxonomy places the organism in Eukaryota, Metazoa, Nematoda, Chromadorea, Rhabditida, Ancylostomatidae. Gene Ontology annotation, biological process: valyl-tRNA aminoacylation. The transcript has 28 exons. Gene Ontology annotation, cellular component: cytosol.
AUGGUGGCCGCCGAUGAAACAAGGCAGAAGACAGAGAAAGAGCUCAAAAAGGAAGCUGAAAAAGCAGCAAAAUUAGCUAAAUUUGAGGAGAAACAACGAAAACUCAAAGAGAAGGCUGCUGCUGCGGAGGCAAAGCCUAAAGAAGACAAAGUAGUGAAAAAACAACGCACUGUAGUGGAAAAGCCAAAAUAUAUCGGCGGUCAAAGACCUGGGGAAAAGAAAGAUAUUAGCAGUGGGCUACCGAAUGUGUAUGACCCGAGUUAUGUAGAGUCGGAAUGGUAUUCGUGGUGGGAGAAAGAAGGAUUUUUCAAGCCUGAGUAUGGAAGGGAGAAUGACAAAACUCCCAAUCCUAAGGGACAUUUCACCAUCUGCAUACCUCCUCCUAACGUAACUGGAACGUUACAUGUCGGCCAUGCACUUGCUACUACCGUAGAGGACACUCUGACAAGAUGGAAUCGCAUGAAAGGCAAAACUACACUGUUCAAUCCUGGAUGUGAUCACGCUGGAAUUGCAACCCAAGUUGUCGUGGAAAAGAAGUUGCAGCGAGAGAGGGGUUUGAGCCGGCAUGACCUUGGACGUGAUCUUUUUAUUCACGAAGUGUGGAAAUGGAAGCACGAGAAAGGCGGAGUAAUUUACGAUCAGCUUCGGAAAAUGGGAGCAUCGGUUGACUGGGAUCGUGCCUGCUUCAUGAUGGAUCCGAAGAUGGUUCGCGCGGUCACGGAGGCUUUUGUGAGGAUGCACGAAAGUGGUACCAUUUACCGUUCGAAUCGCCUUGUCAAUUGGUCGUGUGCGUUGCGUAGCGCUAUUUCGGACAUUGAGGUUGACAAAAAGGAACUCACUGGGCGCACGUUACUCCCCGUUCCUGGAUAUGAAGAGAAAGUCGAAUUCGGAGUGCUUGUUUCAUUUGCUUACAAGAUUAAGGGCGGAGAGGAAGAAGUAGUAGUGUCAACCACCCGUGUUGAGACAAUGCUUGGUGACAGCGCCGUGGCUGUGCAUCCCGAUGAUCCUCGCUACCAACACCUCAUCGGCAAGAUCACUCCAGCCCACGAUCACAAUGACUAUGAAGUCGGUCAACGCCACAAUCUUCCAUUCAUCACAUGUAUUGAUGACGACGGGAACAUUUCACCAGGAUGUGGGAAAUUCUCUGGCAUGCGUCGUUUUGACGCAAGAAAGGCUGUGAUUGAAGCUCUCAAAGAACUUGGAUUGUAUAGAGGAUCGGAGGAUAAUGCUAUGGUUGUUCCAGUUUGCAGCCGCUCUAAAGAUAUUAUCGAACCGUUACUAAAGGCACAAUGGUACGUAAAAUGCGAUGAGAUGGCGCGGAAAGCUGUGGCCGCCGUGGAAAGCGGGGAAUUGAAGUUGAUCCCUGACUACCAUGUCGCUACAUGGAACCGAUGGCUUCAAAGCAGUCGUGACUGGUGCAUUUCUCGUCAGCUCUGGUGGGGACAUCGGAUACCCGCUUACUUCAUUACCGUUAUCGAUGGAAAGACCCCAUCUGGAGAUCCUUGCGAUGACCGCUAUUGGGUGUCUGCUCAUUCUGAGAAAAUCGCAAUUGAGAAGGCGGCGAAGAAAUUCAAUGUUGACCGCAAAUUCAUUAAGCUGAAGUGGGACGAGGAUGUACUGGACACAUGGUUCUCCUCCGGCAUGUGGCCAUUUGCUAUUAUGGGGUGGCCAGAAAACACUUCUGAUAUGCAACUUUACUUCCCAUCAAACGUUCUUGAAACUGGUCACGAUAUUCUAUUCUUCUGGGUUGCCAGGAUGGUGUUCAUGAGUCAAGAGCUGACCGGAAAACUACCAUUCAAGGAGGUAUACCUUCAUGCGAUGAUUCGUGAUGCUCACGGGCGUAAAAUGUCGAAAUCUCUCGGGAACGUCAUCGAUCCACUAGAUGUUAUCAGAGGAGUAACGCUAGCUGAGUUGAAUCGACAGCUGACAACCGGAAACCUCGAUGCCAAGGAGCUCGCCAUUGCGCAAGCUGGUCAAGCCAGAGACUACCCUAAGGGUAUUCCGGAAUGUGGCACGGAUGCGUUGCGUUUUGCUCUUCUGGCUUACACGAGUCAGGGCAGGGACAUAAACCUAGACGUUCUUCGUGUUCAAGGUUACAGAUUCUUCUGCAACAAGAUGUGGCAAGCAGUUCGGUUCACCUUGAUGCAGUUGGGGAACGACUACAAGGCGCAAACGUUCAAGAUCAGUGGAAACGAAUCUAUAAUGGAUAAAUGGAUUCUUUCGCGCAUGGCUUACGCUGUGGGUCGUUGUAAUGCUGGAAUGGAAGCAUACAACUUUACCCAGGUUACCACUGCACUUUAUGAAUUCUGGCUCUAUGAUUUGUGUGACAUUUAUUUGGAAUUUGUUAAACCAGUGAUUUCUGCUGGUAGCGACGAGGCCCGCAAAAUCGCAAAGGCCACGCUCUACCACUGCGUUGAAACAGGAUUGAGGCUGAUCAGUCCUGUCAUGCCGUUCUUAUCCGAGGAACUCUGGCAACAUCUUCCUCGUCUGGCGACGCAUCCUCCAUCCAUCACUGUUCACGCUUAUCCAGAAACGUCACAGUAUCCGUUCACAAAUGAGAAGGUCGAGGCAGAUGUUUCGUUUGCAAUGAGCGUUGUGCGAACAAUAAGAUCUCUUCGCUCUGAUUACGAAUUGACAAAUAAGACAAAAGCUGAUCUGUACGCUUCCGUGAGUUCUGAGGAGGACCACCGGUGUCUGUCUUCACUUAUCCCUCUCAUUGAAACGCUUGCUUCAAGCAACAAGGUUGAAGUUCUGCUGCAGUCUAAUAUUAAAUCCGAAACUAUUCCCAGCGGAUGUGCACAUGUUAUCAUUUCAUCAAGAUGCGCUGUCUACAUUGCCCUACAGGGAAUAAUCAAUGUGGAACGGGAGCUAGUUAAACUGGCUGGCAAGAAGGAGAAGAAUGAGGUGCUUGUGGCAAAAUUGUUGGAGCAGGAGAGUCGUCCUGACUACGAAGAGAAGGUCCCGCUUCCUGUUCGCAUUUCCAACGCGGAAAAGAAAGAGGCAUUGCUGACCGAAAUGAAGAGCAUUGAAGCAGCAAUGGCAGCUCUUAGCGACUGA